AUGACGGCGAAUGCUUUUGGUAUACAUCAGUGUACUGUAUCAAAGAUUAUCCUUGAAGCUUGUACAGCUAUAUCUAACCAUCUCUCUCCUAAAUAUAUCCAUCUACCCCAAACAGAAGAUGAAAUAAAAGCUAAAGUCGCAGAGUUUGAAGCACGUUUUGGCAUGGUACAGGCGUUUGGAAGCAUUGAUGGCACACAAAUUCCAGUUCUAAGACCAAUUGUUGACUCUGAAGGUUAUUUUAAUUAUAAACAAUUUUUCUCUAUCAGUGUACAAGCAGUGUGCAAUGUUAAAGGCUAUUUCAUGGAUGUAGAGUGCAGAUGGGCAGGUAGUGUCCAUGAUGCAAAGGUAUUUUUAAAUUCCUUUGUAAGCAAUAAGUUACAAUCUGGUGAACUACCUCAAACCUUCAACCAUCUACUACCUGGUCAUAACCCUAUUCCAAACUAUGUUAUUGGUGACCCUGCUUAUCCUUUAACACCACAUUGUAUAAAAGAAUUUCAGUCAUGCAAGACUGAUGCCGAGGUGAUUUUUAAUAACAUGUAA
This is a messenger RNA of Dendronephthya gigantea, 540 nucleotides long. Its product is annotated as protein ALP1-like. The record is from RefSeq and is a predicted model, not a curated record. Bases 1 to 540 code for a protein of 179 amino acids. The transcript has a single exon. Lineage: Eukaryota; Metazoa; Cnidaria; Anthozoa; Malacalcyonacea; Nephtheidae.